This is a messenger RNA of Rhizophagus irregularis DAOM 181602=DAOM 197198, 513 nucleotides long. The record is from RefSeq and is a predicted model, not a curated record. NCBI's taxonomy places the organism in Eukaryota, Fungi, Glomeromycota, Glomeromycetes, Glomerales, Glomeraceae.
AUGUCUACAAUUACAAUUUCUGGAAUGCUUAUCAGACUUUGGUGUCUUAUUCGUGGAAAUAGUUCUGCUUUUAAAGUUGCUAUAGGAAACAAAAAUGAUAUCGAUGACCUAAAAGAGUCAAACCCGCCCAAAGAACGCAUUCGUGUUUUUAUAGAGCAACCUGAUGCCACCAGAAUAGAAUAUUUGACAGCUGGUAUUGCAGGAAUCCAAUUUCAAGGAUUUCGAUUAGAAGCCGCGUUAAUUACACUAGAGGCGCCAGAGGUAUGGAUCAUCCGCAAAAUUAUGACAACACAAAUUCCUGUAAACCAAACAGAAUUACACCUACUUAAGAAUGUCGUUAACUGGGGAUUUGUUAGUCAAGCAAUACUAAAAAAAGAAGAAAGCAAAUUUAAAAAAGAAAAAAAAUUAGCAUUAGUAAUCAAAAAUAAGCAGUUGGAAAAAAAUCAUGACUACUUAUUAGAUGAUAACUUGGAGGAUAGUAGACUUGUCACUGAAUUAUACUAUGGAAAAUAA